This is a messenger RNA of Suillus clintonianus, 630 nucleotides long. RefSeq names its product mitochondrial ribosomal protein subunit L20-domain-containing protein. NCBI's taxonomy places the organism in Eukaryota, Fungi, Basidiomycota, Agaricomycetes, Boletales, Suillaceae. The record is from RefSeq and is a predicted model, not a curated record. The coding region runs from base 56 to 601 and encodes 181 amino acids. Gene Ontology annotation, molecular function: structural constituent of ribosome. Gene Ontology annotation, cellular component: mitochondrial large ribosomal subunit. The transcript has a single exon.
CGUCAAUGUUUUGCUUGACCUGCUGCUGCUGCAGCUAACCUGACUGAACACUCAAAUGCUGAAGCCACGGUUAUCUCUUUGGUUGACCCGCAGCUAUGCAACUCGCAUUGCAGAAAAGCCUCCUGCGCGGUUUCCAGAUCCAUUGCUGAACCAGCCAAACACUUUUGUCAAAACACUCAAGGACGAGAACUUGACUUUCAUUCACCGACCUCCCCCAACAGCACCUUCACCUUAUUCAACAACGUUAGCUCCUGCUUCACCUUUGCUCAAGUCUCCGACAUCAUUCAACAAAAAUGCACCCAUGCCACCUUUGUUGCGGCCUUCGGCUUACAAAGUUGCACCAUCACGAAUGUCUGAUAAAGACAUGGAGCAGCUACGAAAGCUGAGGUUGUCUAAUCCCGAAAAAUACAGCCGUGCUAAACUUGCCAAAUUGUUCAAAUGCACGCCAAAUUUUGUGUCGAAAGUUGCUGCCCUUCCGAGAGCUCAACGGAAGGAGUUCUCAAGGAAGAUGGAGGCGGAGCACGAGACUAUUAGGGAACAGUGGGGAGAGAAGAAGGCCACUUUUGUUGCUAUCAAGCAGAAAAGGCGUGAAUUCUGGUGAUCUGGACUUGUUAGGUCCGUAUCCAAGGC